Colletotrichum graminicola M1.001 is the source of this 2295-nucleotide messenger RNA. Its product is annotated as fungal specific transcription factor domain-containing protein. The record is from RefSeq and is a predicted model, not a curated record. NCBI's taxonomy places the organism in Eukaryota, Fungi, Ascomycota, Sordariomycetes, Glomerellales, Glomerellaceae. Gene Ontology annotation, cellular component: nucleus. The coding region runs from base 1 to 2295 and encodes 764 amino acids. Gene Ontology annotation, biological process: DNA-templated transcription; regulation of DNA-templated transcription. The transcript is spliced from 6 exons. Gene Ontology annotation, molecular function: DNA-binding transcription factor activity, RNA polymerase II-specific; DNA binding; zinc ion binding.
AUGGACCUGGGGCACGACGCGAGCCCGCCGGGGCCCGCCUCGGGCGCGGCGGCGGCGAAACGCUCCCGCGUCCCCCUGUCAUGUGGCCCGUGCCGAGCCUCCAAGCUGGGGUGCGACCGCGCGGCGCCGUGCGGCCAGUGCCUGAAGAAGUCCCGGCCCGAGAGCUGCGUCUACGCGCCCAAGCCCGAGAAGAAGAAGCCGCCCAAGGGCAUGGCGGCGCGGCUGAGGCAGCUCGAGAGCAUGGUGCGGACGAUGAUGGACGACGGCGUCGCCUCCGCCCCCUCCCGAACCUCCCCCUCCCCCUCUGUCGCCGCCGGCGCCCCGGCAGAGGAGGUCGGCGUCGCCCAGCCGGGCGGGCAGCUAGUCCGCGGGGAGAGGGCGAGCACGUACGUCGGCGCCACACACUUCAUGGCGGUCCUCGAGGAUAUCGAGGACAUCAAGAGCUAUUUGGAAGAGGCCGAGCUCGACGACGACGAGAGCCCAGGGCCCUCGGGCGAGCUCGAGACGCCGGACCUGAUCUUCUCCUCCUCGGGAAACGCGCCUCGCAGCCGCGAGGACCUGAUGCGGCUGAUCCCCGACCGGAAGAUCGUCGACCGGCUCGUCAUGCGGUACUUUUCAUCGCAGAGCCCUUCGCAACACAUCGUCCACAGACCAACGUUUGUAAAGCAAUACGCCCGGUUCUGGGCCGACCCUCCCGGUGCCCCCAUCCACUGGAUCGCUCUCCUCUUCAUGAUCAUGUCCAUCGGUUUCUUCUACUCCACAGUCACGGCGCCCCACGAAUUCGUCUCCGACUCCCCGGAACUGCCGAUGGACCGCAUCAAGGUCUUCCGUGCGGCGGCGGCGUGGUGUCUCGUCUGGGGCCGCUACACCCAGCCGUCCAUCGCUACGAUCCCGCCCUUUAUCCUCUACGUCGAGUCCGAGUUCGCCACCGCCCGCGCCGCCCAAACCAACUGCUACGUUCUGUCGUCCGUGUGCCUGCGGCUGCUCCUGAAGAUGGGGAUGCACCGCGACCCGGACCGGCUUGCCGGCAUCUCCCCCUUCGAGGGCGAGAUGCGCCGCCGCAUGUGGAACAUGGCCGUGCAGCUCGACCUCCUCGUCAGCUUCCACAUGGGCCUGCCGAGCAUGUUCAGCGGCAUCGACAGCGAUUGCAAGCUCCCGCGAAACCUCGUCGACGAGGACUUUGCCGAGGACUCGGCCGUCCUCCCGCCCCCGCGCCCGCCCACGGACUACACCGAGAUGACGUACCCGAUCAACAAGUCGUGCGUGAUGCGCGUAUUCGGCCAGAUCGCGCGGCAGGCGCACCUCCUCGCGCCGCCUCCUUACAGUGAGGUCAUGCGCCUCGACGGCCUCCUCGGAGAGGCCUGGGCCAGCGUGCCGCAGUUCAUGAGGGUCCAGCCUCUAGAGCAGUGCGUCACGACGCCGGCGGUGCAGAUCAUCCAGCGCUUCGGCCUCGCCGCGCUUUACAACAAAUCCCGGUGCGUGCUGCACCGGCGAUUCCUCCUGGAGCCCCUGCCGCGGCGGGAGCACGACCACUCGCGGCGGCAGUGCCUCGAGGGCGCCAUCGCGCUACUCGACUUCCAGAACACCAUCUGGCAGGCCUCCCGUCCGGGCCACAUGCUCAGCCAGCACGGGUGGUAUGUGUCCUCGCUCGCCGUCCACGAUUUCCUUCUGGCCGCCAUUAUCCUCUACCUGGCCGUGGGCAACCGGCAGUUCUGGGACGGCGGCGUCGAGCACGACUGGAUGGCCGCGAUGAGCCCGCCGCCGACGAGGGAGCGCCUCCUGCACCUGCUGCAGCGGUCGUACUCUGUGUGGGCCAGCAUCGCCACAGACGUGCCCGAGUUGCGCAAGACGGCGGGCAUAUUGGAGACGAUGCUGGGCAAGCUCGGAUCGCCGCCGAAAUCACCGCCAAAGGACGAGGCCGGCCAGGCUCUGUCGGUUACAGGGCUGGGCGAGGGCGGUGGUGGUUUGGUCUCGGAGAGCAGUUCUAGCCAGGAGUAUCUUCUCCCCGGCAGCCUUUCCAUUGACAGUCCGACUGCGUUCUCCUUGGAUACGGCGAGCAACUUCCAGCCGUUUGACUUCAUGAAGUCUGGACUCGGACCAAACGACUCUGGUCUUGAUCGUGGUUGGGUUGCAGUUGCAGUUGGAAACGAAAUGGACUGGCGCUACUUUGACAACAUCAUCGCUCAGCCCAACAAUGACCCCCUCGGGUCCUUCGGGCCUCUUGACACGGACCAGCAGUGGUUUGACCGAGCGCCGGCGCCGGGCGACUUUGAGUUCCCGGGGUCAGGGGCUUAG